AUGGGCAAGUUCAUGAAACCCGGGCAGGUGGUGCUGGUCCUGGCCAGAUGCUACUCCAGACACAAAGUGGUCAUCAUGAAGAACAUUCAAGAUGGCACCUCAGACUGUCCCUACAGCCAUGCUCUGGUGGCUGGAAUUGACCGCUUUUCCUGCAGUCACAGCUAUACCAGAAGCAAAAAGAAAAUCACCAAGAGGUCAAAGAUCAAGUCUUUUGUGAAAGUUUGUAACUACAAUCACCUCAAGCCCACAAGGUUCUCUGUGGAUAUCCCCUUGGACAAAACUGUCCUCAACAAGGAUGUCUUCAGAGACCCUGCUCUUAAACGCAAGGCCCGAGGAGAGGCCAAGGUCAAGUUCGAGGAGAGGUUCAAGACUGGCAAGAGCAAGUAG
Zalophus californianus (California sea lion) is the source of this 387-nucleotide messenger RNA. Its product is annotated as 60S ribosomal protein L27-like. Lineage: Eukaryota; Metazoa; Chordata; Mammalia; Carnivora; Otariidae. The record is from RefSeq and is a predicted model, not a curated record. Gene Ontology annotation, biological process: translation. The transcript has a single exon. Gene Ontology annotation, cellular component: ribosome; cytosolic large ribosomal subunit. The coding region runs from base 1 to 387 and encodes 128 amino acids. Gene Ontology annotation, molecular function: structural constituent of ribosome.